Opisthorchis viverrini is the source of this 5474-nucleotide messenger RNA. RefSeq lists its product as hypothetical. The record is from RefSeq and is a predicted model, not a curated record. Gene Ontology annotation, biological process: protein phosphorylation. The annotation marks the transcript as partial. Gene Ontology annotation, molecular function: ATP binding; protein kinase activity. Gene Ontology annotation, cellular component: cytoplasm. Lineage: Eukaryota; Metazoa; Platyhelminthes; Trematoda; Opisthorchiida; Opisthorchiidae. The transcript has 28 exons.
GUUGUCGCUAUAACUGAUUAUGCAGAAGGGGAUUUAUUUCAGGUUAUUGAAGAUGACGGAAAGCUCCCUGAAGAGAUUGUACGCUCCAUUGCUUGCCAGCUGGUUUCUGCACUGUAUUACCUCCAUGCCCAUCGCAUCCUUCAUCGAGACAUGAAACCACAGAAUAUCCUUCUCGGACAGGAGGGCGUUGUGAAGCUGUGUGACUUUGGGUUUGCUAGAGUUAUGAAUCUAAAUGCCAUGGUGCUAACUUCCAUAAAGGGUACGCCACUUUAUAUGGCCCCAGAACUUGUGCAAGAACAGCCUUAUGAUCAUACAGCGGACUUGUGGGCUUUGGGUUGCAUCCUCUAUGAACUCUUCGUCGGAACACCACCAUUUUACACUAAUAGCAUUUUCCAGCUGGUGAAGCUAAUAACAAAAACCUCCAUACACUGGCCGCCAGAUAUGAGUCAUGAAUUCCGAGACUUCCUAUCCAGGUUAUUGCAGAAGGAUGUCCGCAAACGCCUUCAGUGGCCGGAUCUUUUGGAUCACCCCUUUGUUGCUGAUGGAAUAGAAAUUUCUCCUCGAACACGUAUGCUAUCCAGUCCAUUCACGCAACCGCUCACUCCAAGUCAGUUGGCCGAGAAGGAAAGACAAACAAAGGAUCUCUUACGUCCUGGAGGUUCGCGAGUUCUGCGUCGGACUGGAGAACGGAACACCUUACGUCAAGUGAAGGAAGAAGGCUCUGGAGAUCAUUUACAAGGUAUUCCCCCUUUGGCCCCAUCGUCGCAGACUCGGACCGCUGCACGUAGAACAGAGCAAUCCAACACCAAUCAUAUACCUGUAUUGACCAGUAACAGGGAGAGGGUUGUGUCCACUGUUGAUCCCCAUACCUACGCUGCUCACAUCAAAAGUUCGGAUGUGAAAAAUCAAGAAAAACGUUGGUCUCAUUUGCUACCAGAAAAUGAGGAAUUUGUGCAAUCACCCCCAACUCCUCGGGAGAAUCGUAUCGCGUCAGACUACGAGCGUGAUAAAACAAUACACGAUCGGUUCCGGGAGACGAAGGAACAGUUGAAAAUGUUGGCAACCGCACCCUCAUCCGCAGAUAUGGCACGCCAACUUGACCACGUGACUGACUUAUCGGGUAGACACCGGACAAACUCGUCGGAAAAAAAUGUUCGUAGAACUCUUAGUCGACCAUCUUCAGGAGUACUGGAUGAGCGUUUCUCACAAACAGCUCCGGAUAACGUGCCAAAAAGUACUGGUGGAUGGUGGCUGCGCGACAGCUGUGAGGCUUGGGAACGCCUAGUGGACGCUACGGAAGCAGCUCUUGCUGUUUCGUCUAGUAACGAUAGAGAGACUGGUAGCCGGAAGUCCGGGGACAGCAAGAGACUUCCACAAGAACGCACAGCUCUCAGUUUGUUGACAGACCACGAAUUUGCUCAACGUGUUGGUUUGCGUCUCCUGUCAGCGUCAGUCAUUACGAACAAGGCAGAUGAAAGAUCUGUCUAUUCAUGGGCAUCCGCCCUGGCGGAAACUCGAAUGACCUCCGGUGGUCGACAGAAACGACCCGCUUCGGCAGAUUUGGUCAGUACAAAUGAGUCAUCAAAGGAAACUAAUCCAGGAUUGGAAGCUGCGUCCUAUUUGAAGAACAUCCUCCAUCUGGUCACGAACCUUGUCACCGUGAAGUGUACAAACCAGCCAUAUGUUUUCCUUUCGCUGUCAAGCAAUGUCUCUAUCGUGGAGAAGUUUUGUGAACUAACGGGAGUUCCGACCCAAAUCUUGAAGUUAAUCCGCUCAAUGCUGUCAGCUGACACGUUGAAACAACCUCACGUGGGACAGUUUUUUGGCAAAGAGUCAGAACAAUUUAGUAGGAAGAAGAAACUAGGUUGGAAUAACGUAAAUGAUAUUCCUGUGCGUCAUACGGCAGCGAAUUAUCGGUGUCAUGCUCUCGACGAUAAUGAUGAUGAUGAUGAUGAUUAUGAUGAUGAUGAUGUCGACGAUGAUGAUGAUGGUCAUAAUGAUGAUGAUGAUGAUGGCGGCGAUGAUGAUGAUGAUGAUGGUGAUGAUGAUGAUGAUGAUGAUAAUGAUGAUGACGAUGAUGAUGAUGAUGAUGAUGAUAAUGAUGAUGAUGAUGAUGAUGAUGAUGAUGAUGAUGAUGAUGAUGAUGAUGAUGAUGAUGAUGAUGAUGAUGAUGGUCUUUCCUGCUCUGAUCUAUCUUGUUUACUGCAGCGACCAUGGUAUGAACAAAUUCUACUGGAUCUGAUCAUUACAGUGAACGCUUACUUUGUCAGUGAGAUUGGACAUCGUCAGACCGCAUCAGAAUCCGCAAUACAGAAUUACACGGAGCACGCGUUAACGUUCUUGGAACUCAUACCCGAUUUACUUACCCAAGCAUGUGAUCAAGAAUAUCAGUUGCGUGAUCAGACACUACUGUGCUUGCGAUAUUUGAUGGAGCGCAUGGUGGAUCGGAGGAGUGACAUAGUUCACAGCUUUUACAGAGAAAUCACGACGAAUUACUUGCCGGCCGUGAAACUUUUGGUCUACAUGCCGUCAGUCAGUAAACAAGGUGCACUGGAUCCACAGCGACUGGAUGAUGUUCGAGAGCACGCUUUGGCUGCUUUAACGGCAUUUACUUAUCCACUAACGACGUCCUUCUUUGUCAACGACGAAGCAUUCUCUAUGAUGGACCCAGUUGUGGACUGGGUUGCGGGACCAAGGCAAAUAUCGGUUAGCACGCAUGAGAUUGCUUCCUACGUCGCACAACAGCUAUGCUUAUCGGAAAUGGAAACCCACAUGAGGCUGUAUAUAUCCUAUUUGUGGAUGCCUCGCCUAUGCAUUCACACGGCCAAACUAUUCUACGACUGCAUUCAAGCGGACGCUUCGUUUGCUCGGUACUGCGUGAGUAAAUUUCCCGUCUACUUGGAGGCAAUGUUUGAACUUUUACACAAAAACGUGCCUGUCUCUGAAUUGGAUCAGUUCACGCUGACGGAGAUCGUCACACAUUCGCUCAGUGCACUUAUUGUCCAAUUGGGCCAAGUUCCUGAUGUCAUAAGGCAAUCCGGCUCUCAACUCUACCGUAUGUUCGUUGAGUCCCAAGUUCCCAGUCACGCAGCUGCCCUAGGUUUGGUGCUUUCACGUUUGGGACCUUGUGAGUCCAAAGAAGGCAAUGUCCAACCUCGUGAAUUGGCCCAAGCCAUCGGGCGCAUCUUCAUGUCCCCGCUAGCACAAAGCCAUGCAUCACGUUGCAGGCUUUUGCUUGCAAUGAGCGAAAACGUGAGUGCUAGAACGACUCGCACUCCUGGGGGUUCAAACGAUGCCCUUGAAGAACUCGAGCUACCUAUGACACUUGGAAUACCACAGUUGAACUGGCCCGCCAACCACGGAUGGCUGGACGGAGUAGUGGAGUUGGCUCUGGUUCACUUUUCACAACCUGAUGGACUGUUUAUGCGCCAGUGGAUAUCAGGCAAAAUGCAUGAACGACUUUGGCAAUGUUUGGAACACGUUCUGAACGUCAGCUCGUCCAAGAGAGAAGCAGCACCGAGCGGCGUUUGUGAUCCGGAUUGGUCAAUGUUAUCUCCACGAGGCGUCUGUGUUUUAUUGCGUCUGGCAAUCGGUGUAUACACGAAGGAACCAAAGCUGUGCACGGAGGCCCUAUGUGGUAAUCAAAGCCAGAUGGUGAACUGCUUACAAUACUUGUUCAAACCGUCGUUUAUUGAAGGUGUGGUGAACAGUUCUUGGAACACACUUACCCGGGACGGUCUCAUAAUGACACUUCUGUCGUCGGCCGCACAAACCCUUCAGAUUCCAUUAAAUGGAGAGGACGAGCAACAAAUUCAAGCCUGUAUCACAUCUUACCUAAGGAAAGACAUCUUUGUCGAUCUUUUCCGUGUGGCCGCACAAAUGCAUCUCAAUCGGUCGUACUUCGUUGGUCAAACAAAUUUCGUUCGUACAUCACAUCAAAAAGAUGAAGCAGUUAAUUUGUCCAGACUACAAGCCUUGCUUUCCGUUGGUUUUCACAUCUGUUCCGGAACGACAAUGCCGGACAUUCGAGACAGUUCGAGCGGAGACUCUUCUCGGCGCUCUUCACUUGUUACCAAUACGGAGAGCACAGAGUUGCUUCAAAAACAGUUGGCUACUUUGUUGAUAGAGAAAGAAGACAGAGAGUCAAAGCAAACUGUGAACCGAGUUCGAAGAUUAUUCAACUGGUGUUUGUGCUGCCCGAUGGCUGACAUACGUGCAGGUGUUUGUGUACUUCUCAACCAAGCACUAAUGCUCGACGUCGUUGAAGUGCAUAGAAACAUGAUUUCAGGACAAGGAGAUAGCACAAGACGGGGAAGCAGCGGUUCAAUUCAUUGUCAGUUUGACACGACAGCACAUCUCAUAUGGUCCGUCCUUCAAAAUCCGAGGCGAGGUUCUGAAAAUCGCACUAUGAAAGCGUCCGAUAGUAUUCUGUUGAAUCUCCUGACUUGUAACAAUCCUACCGUUGCUACUCAUGCGCUGAACCUGCUGGCGAAUCUAAUCCUGCUCACUCCCGCCGUUCAGAACGAAUCGAAACCAGUUCAUAUUACACCUAUCCUAGCUCGGUCGAAUUCAGUUGAUCAUACUUCUGUGGAUGUUUGCAGCACACAAGUCCAACGAUUCCGUCUCAGUGCUGAGCAACAAGUAAAACUGGUGACAGAAGACGAUCCUAUUUGGUGUGAACUCUUUGGUCGUCUGGUGGAUACGGCAAAAAAUCAGUUGACCAGUUCAGAACCAACCGUACGCCAAGCAGCAGUGCUCGUUUUGGGCAACGCAGCAUUCAGGUUUGAAGCAGCUGCUGCGAUUGCCGUCUCAGUAUUAAGUAGACUAACAUCCAUGCUUGUGGAAGAUCCUUCAGCCCGCGUCAGAACAAACUCAGCCGGGACGCUUGGCAACUUGGCGUUUCACAGUGCUGCAGUCCUAGAAUCAGUCUUGGAGCAACAGGUCCCAAAAAGCCUUUUAGAGACUGGGUGUUUAGAUGGUGACCGACGUGUACAGGAAGCCUCUUUGGCGGCUCUCCGAGCACUCUGUCUGAAGGACACAAGGAUUAAAAAUCAACUUAAAGAAGACAAGGCCACUGAGAGACUACAAGCUCUUCAAAGUUCCAUUAAGCGGACCGUCGCCUCACGCUCGGGUCGGAAAACAAUGCUGAACAAAACACGAGCCCCGUCUGCAACGAACACAUUGGUUGACUACGAUGUUAUCAUUCAACACGCGACAGCGAUUUGUGAUCUACUAUGAUCUCGGCUGCAUACAGUCUUGCCCAAUCGACAUCCGCUAUGCGAACAUGACUCGCGCCUCCGGGGAAUUCGAAAACCCGACUACCGUCAACACUCCCAGGUCCGCCGUAAUCAAUCCAGUGAUUUUCUACCCAGCCAUGACAAUUUUUGAACUAUGCGAGUUUAUCAUGUGUGUAUACAGUACAAGUAUUAAGUUGAAUGCUAUUCAUCAUUCUCAUUAUAGCAAUUCAAUUUGCA